Molecule: messenger RNA, 462 nt
Organism: Syngnathus typhle (broad-nosed pipefish)
Lineage: Eukaryota; Metazoa; Chordata; Actinopteri; Syngnathiformes; Syngnathidae
Gene: tomm7
Product: translocase of outer mitochondrial membrane 7 homolog (yeast)
Exons: 3
Coding region: 73-240 (55 amino acids)
Biological process (GO): protein import into mitochondrial matrix
Cellular component (GO): mitochondrial outer membrane translocase complex
Source: RefSeq, a predicted model, not a curated record
UCAUGGCUCAUUUCCGCUUCCGUGUCCUUGGUUGCACUCUGUGGUAUCACGCUGCAAAAGCAUCCAGGAAAAAUGGCAAAAUUAAGUAAAGAGACCAAACAGCGGCUGCAGCAACUGUUCCAGUGUGGACAAUUCGUCAUCCGAUGGGGAUUUAUUCCUACAGUGCUGUACUUGGGCUUCAAACGAGGAGCAGAUCCAGGAAUGCCGGAGCCUUCAGUCUUGGGUUUACUUUGGGGUUGAAGAAGGAUGACGCGCACCUGCAUCAACAACCUCCACCCGAAGACCACGACGACCAUCAUGCAUUGAACAUUUAGUUGGCCACAUGAAAGUCAAUGUCAGUAUAUGAAGUGUCAAUUUGGUCUGAGAUAUUUAUUUGUUAUUGUUACGACAUUGUCUUGAAGUCUGUUCCAUGUUUUUGUCGAUAAAUGUCUGACAGUAAAGCCCAUAAGUGGCCUUACGAUA